UAGGGAAAGCAAGCCAGGUUCUUUGCUGAAAGCCUGUGUUUCUGCCAUUGAAGAUGUGUUAACUUACAUGGAAGGCAUGCAUUCCACAGGUACAAGCAAUCCACAGUAUAUAGUUCUUCAUGAGGCUUUACGUGCAUGGACUGGAGAUCUCCCUCGGUUGCUUAUCCAGCUUGGAGACAAUCACCCAGCCUGCUCCCAGGCUUUGGUACGUCUUCUACAUCGUAUUGGACAGCGUGCUUGGAAUCCAACACUUGUUUGCAUGUAUAACAUCAUGCAGCAGUCAUUGCAAGAUUUUUACUGUACAUAUCAAGAGGGAGGACCGAUAUGUUUUGGUCCUUUUCUCAGGCUUCCUAGAGAAUCUCAAGUUCUCGCUUUAUGUUCCAUUUACUAUUUCUCUCAUUUGGACCUGCCUAUUUUAAAGUCAUUACUCUAUUGUUGCCUAAGUGAUGAUCUAGACUCCUAUGUCUUAUUUUGGAUCAUAGACGUUCUCCAGUUAGCCUAUGAGCGAGGGUGUAUAGAAAUUGCGGAUUACUUGAGUUUUUUCAUCACCUUGGUCGCACGUUUCAAAGUUUCUCCUGAAUUUGGUUCCUCUGAUUUUAAGGGCGACCCACUUUGCUAAACUUUAAAGUCAAUUACAGCUAAGAUUUACUCAUGCAUUCAACAGAUGGGUGACAAAGCUAUUGUUCUACGGUUGAUAGAGAGAUUGAUUAUUGAUCAGAUAUCACAAAAGCCUUCCUUGGAUAAUAGAUGCUCUCUCCUGAGAAUGGUUGUUUCAGUGGAUUCGAAGCCCACACUACUUUCUGAACAAAGCAUUGCCACUCUAGGCCAUCAUCUUUCGGAAUAUCUGAUAGAUGUUGUGCAGUGUGUUCCAGAAGAUGAUGGACAAAGAACUCCUUCCUUUCCAUUCAGCUUCCGGUGUUAUUAUACUGUACCUUGUUUUUUGAUGUUGGACCGGUGCCAUGAACUUAUGAAUCUUGUGUUGAAGAAAUUGGGAUCGGUUAUAUAUGAUAGUAGCGUUUUACUAAAAUCUGACAAAUGUAGUCAAGAUGUAAGGAACUGCUUGAAUAAGGUGAGUGCUGUCACUUCUGCUCUUUCCUUGUUGCACGGGGAUCCUCAAAUACGACGGAUUAUGUCUCUAUACAAGAAAAAUAUUGAUAACGUCA
Messenger RNA from Vigna radiata var. radiata (mung bean), 1163 nucleotides. RefSeq lists its product as uncharacterized. The coding region runs from base 68 to 619 and encodes 183 amino acids. The record is from RefSeq and is a predicted model, not a curated record. NCBI's taxonomy places the organism in Eukaryota, Viridiplantae, Streptophyta, Magnoliopsida, Fabales, Fabaceae. The transcript is spliced from 8 exons.